AUGGCCCUCCCGGUGGAGGAGGUAAAGGAGGACGAGGACCCUAUCACAAACGUGGUAGGGUCAGACAUGCCAGUACGGGUUGCGCUACCUUUUGUGCGCACAGUCCAAAGGAACGCCACCACUAUUUGGCAAACGCCCGCAUCUGUGCCUCCCACAGCCCGUGGCGUCGAAAGAAAGUACUCAGUCCCUCCCACGGGUUAUGAGUACUUGUAUGUGCAUCCGGCACCGGACUCCCUAGUUGUACAGUCCGUCAAUGAUAGAGAGCGAAACGGCCAGCCGGCCCCUGCUCCAAAGUCAAAGGACGCACGACGGAUGGACCUACUCGGCCGAAAGGUCUAUUCUGCGGGGGGUCUGCAGAUGAGGAUUGGCAACCAGCUGGUCCUCCUGGCCAGAUACGUGUUUGACAUACUCACGUCUCUGGACAAGUUCUCGGACCUUCUGCCGUCGACAUCCCACCAGGACUUCACCACGAUGUUGGAAGAAGGGAGGCGAUCCUCUCGGUCCUCCAUUACAGCCGCCCUUGACGUGGCGGACUCAGGGGCACGCACUUUAGCAUCGGGGGUCACGAUGCGGCGCAUCGCCUGGCUCCAAUCUUCUACCCUGCCUCCGGAAGUACAGUAUACUCUCCAGGAUUUGCCCUUUGACACCAAGGGAUUAUUCUCGGAGAAGACGGACUCGUGGAUCCAGUCUCUAAAGGAUGGCCGGGUGGCGAUACGUACACUCGGGCCGGAGAGCAGCAGCCAACUCACUGGGGAAUCAGAACUGAGGAUCAUCCUCGUCGGUAAGACUGGAGGUGGGAAAAGUGCAACAGGAAACACCAUCCUUGGGCGGGAGGAGUUUAAGUCCGUACUGGCGGCAACGCCCAUUACUCAGACAUGUAGUGAAGGCAGCAGGACCUGGAAUGGAAGGAAGGUUGUGGUUAUCGACACGCCUGCUAUUUUUGACACCGAGGACUGUGAUGAACAAACAACCCAUGAGAUCUGUCGCUGUGUCAAGCUCUCCUCUGUAGACCCCUACGCUCUGGUGCUGGUGAUUCACCUGGGCCGUUUCACUGAGGAAGACCGGCACGCCGUGAGGAGAGUACAAGAGAUUUUUGGCUCUGAGGCCAUGAAGUACACAGUCAUCUUAUUCACCCACAAAGAAGACUUUCAGAGUGGAGCCCUGGAGCAGUAUAUCUUCCACGCAGAUAACAAACAGCUUCUGCAGCUGAUCCAACAGUAUCAGGGCCGAUACUGCGCUUUCAACAAUAAAGUUACAUGGGCGGAACGGGCUGCCCAGGCUGACGAGCUGAUGACUAAGAUUGCUCGUAUGGUGGAGGAGAAGCAUAAAUAUCAGAUGUGUAAAUCCCCUGAGAAGCUUCUAAAAAAAGAUGAGACAGAUAAAAGUAAAGAUAAGAUGGAUGAAGUGGAAGAUGGAAUGGAAAUGGGUAUGCAGGAAACAGCUCAAGAGGAAGAGCACUCAUCCGGGGAACCAGGGCCGGGGAGCGGCAGCCGACUCACUGGGGAAUCAGACCUGAGGAUCAUCCUCGUCGGUAAGAGUGGAGGUGGGAAAAGUGCGACAGGAAACACCAUCCUUGGGCAGGAGAAGUUUAAGUCUGUACUGAAGGCAACAUCUGUUACUAAGACGUGCAGUGAAGGCUGCAGGGACUGGAAUGGAAGGAAGUUUGUGGUUAUCAACACACCUGCUAUUUUUGACACCAAGGACUCUGAUGAACAAACCAUCCAUGAGAUCUGUCGCUGCGUCGCGCUCUCCUCCCCAGGCCCCCACGCUCUGGUGCUGGUGACCCAGCUGGGCCGUUUCACUGAGGAAGACCAGCGCGCCGUGAGGAGAGUACAAGAGAUUUUUGGCCCCAAAGCCUUGAAUUACACGAUCAUCUUAUUCACCCACAGAGAGGACUUAAGGAGUGGAACCCUGGAGGAGUAUAUCUCCCACUCAGAUAACAAACAGCUUCUGCAGCUGAUCGAACAGUGUCAGGGCCGAUACUGCGCUUUCAACAAUAAAGCUACAUGGGCGGAACGGGCUGCCCAGGCUGACGAGCUGAUGACUAAGAUUGCUGAUAUGGUGGAGAGGAAUAAUGACCAACCGUUCUACACCAAUGAGGUAUAUGAAAAGGCUGAGAAGCUUCCAAAGGUAAAAGCCAUGUUUUGUGAGAAAGAUGAAAGAGCACAUUGGUGUGCAAAAGAGGAGGCUGAGCUGAGAGAAUUGAUAAAAACACAGAAACCCUAUGAGAAAAAACCAAAAAAGUCUAAUUCCUGGGGUUUGUCUUUCUCAAUGCCAAAAUAUCAGUGGUUAUAGAAUGAUGGUAACUGAGCUACAUCUAUUUUCUGGUUCUCCUGUGGUUUUACCAGGCUUUGUAGAGGCUCAGGAAUUAGAGAUAGAGGGAAAAGAACUUUUCACUCUUCUUAAGUAACAUUUUCAAAGCGCCUCAGAGUGUGUCUAUAUGGCAUUUUGGAGUGCACGGGAGCACGUCUCUCAGCCCAGGUUGAUAAAAGCCCAACCAAACCCUCAGGCUCCAGGACCUGAGCUUCAGCUCGAGCUGAAGCUUCCCAGAGCUGUCUCUAAAGCUGUUUCUAGAGCACUAGUGUGAGACCUGCUAGUCCAGGCUGGGAUGGUUGCUCCAACAUGCUGUGCAGACGUACUCCACGUGACUUCAGAGCCUAUGUCCCAUCUUCUCCAGGUCUUGGGGGACUGAAACUUUGGAGGAUUGUUCCCGACAGUAUCUACUCCAAUGUUCCAUUCCAUUCAGUCUUAAACAAAUCACUACUGGAAAUCAUCUGUUUGUUGAUUAAAGCCCUUGGCCAUCUGUUAAGAAAAUGUCCUGCUAUCAUAAUUGUUCUUUUCUUCAAUUUCACCUAGUUAUAACUAUGUAUAAACCUUUGGCCCAUCCUAAACAAUUCAGGUCUUCCAAACGCCCAAUCCGUUUUACUGCUCGUCUCCAGCACCCCUAUAAUUCACCUUUUCUGGUAGUGAAAUGCCAAGAUCUGAAAGCAGCAUUCCAGGAGUGAUCGCUCCAAGGGUUCUAGCCAGCUCUGUCACUUUCCUGCUCUGGGACAUGAUGGCUCUGCAGCCCAAAGGCAGAUUGGCUUUGUCUGCUAACACCUCACAUGGCAAACUCAUGUCUAAUGUGUGUGUUUCCCUCACAUCCCAUAAUCUCUAAAAAGUCAUUAAAGGAAUUUCACUGUUCCAUAGCCCUACGAAUUCCUAAGUCCUGCAUCUCAACAGCUCCUGUGUCCUCACCCUAUAUUAGUGCAGUGUUUAUACCGAGAUCAAUAAGUCAACCCAUUAAUUAGCAUUUGUUCUUUACUAAUAUUAUGAACUGAGAAAUCUGUACCAAAGACACCUUAUUGUGAAAACAUGUCUUAGGAGACUGCUGCAGUAUAAACCUCUCAAAAUUAAACAAACACUCUUUAGAGAUGUCAGAAUUAUUUUAUAUUAAUGUUUUGAUUUAUGAUGAAAAUGAAAUUGAGCAGGUAAUCUAAGCUUCUGAUGUAUGAAAUAUUAGACAGUUGUAGUGAAAAAUAGAUGAAAUUACCAUUAAUUUGGUUGAGUGAGACUUUUUUUAUGUUAUUGAUACAUUGGUUGCCAAAGCUUGUAAAAGCCUGCAGAAGAUACAUAACCUUUAAAGUGAGAGAACCUAACAAGCAUUCUCUUUGUUCUUCUAAAAUAUUAAAGAAAUAAUCAUUUCAUGGUAACAAAUAUUAGAAUUGUACAUGCAAGACUAUGUCUGGAUUCUGCUUUCUCUAACUCUAAAUUGAUUUGUCUUUAAAAACUAUGCUUACA
Mauremys mutica (yellowpond turtle) is the source of this 3780-nucleotide messenger RNA. RefSeq names its product GTPase IMAP family member 8-like. Gene Ontology annotation, molecular function: GTP binding. The transcript is spliced from 3 exons. The record is from RefSeq and is a predicted model, not a curated record. Lineage: Eukaryota; Metazoa; Chordata; Testudines; Geoemydidae. The coding region runs from base 1 to 2295 and encodes 764 amino acids.